Messenger RNA from Ogataea parapolymorpha DL-1, 1245 nucleotides. RefSeq lists its product as uncharacterized. Gene Ontology annotation, biological process: tRNA methylation. Lineage: Eukaryota; Fungi; Ascomycota; Pichiomycetes; Pichiales; Pichiaceae. The record is from RefSeq and is a predicted model, not a curated record. The transcript has a single exon. Bases 1 to 1245 code for a protein of 414 amino acids.
AUGUCUGAGACGAUCCGGCGAUGUCCCUAUUUUCUGCCCAACAAGGGCCGGCCGUGUGGAGUACAGCUUCGCAGCGACACGCAGUACUGCUAUAACCACCUGCCGCAGGGCAAGCUGUUUUCCAAGACGAAAAACGGGAAAACCGUCACCAGAGUCCCGUGUCCUUUAGACCCGUCGCAUACGGUUUGGUCUGACAAGUUGAGCCGUCAUCUCAAAACGUGCAACACUUUGAAAAAGAAGCUAGAAUUUGAGUCCAACGUGAGCAAAUUUCCCUGGCUGGUGGUGGAUUUUAACGUCCAAGGAGAAUUUGCGCUGGAAAACAAGCCGCUGGAUUACACCGAGUUUGCAGCGUUUGUGCGCCGGUUCAGCGACACUUACAAACAGUUGUAUUCCUCAGAUCUUGAAAUGAACCAGAUCGACUACAAAUACGGGCUCGAAGAGCGGAUGAACGAGGUCAGUAACCGCAAGCACGUGACGCAGCAGGCCUCGCUCAUUGGCCACAUGGCGCACGAAAAUCUGCUCGGCGACGGCACAACUUACGUUGAAUUCGGCUGCGGCCGCGGCGAGUUUGCUAGGUAUCUUUUGCGGGCACUGGAUACGGAUCCAGGGCUGGUAGCAAGCGACAAACAGGUGCUGCUGAUCGACAGACAGUCGCCACGGAUGAAGUUCGACACUAAAAUGAGAGAGGAGCACACCAGGGGUGCAGUUUGUGUCACCCGGUUCAAAACUGAUAUCAAGGACCUGGACUUGGCGACGGCAGUCAGUAGCCUAGAGAUCCCGGGCAAGGUUGUUGGAUUUUCAAAGCAUCUAUGUGGAACCGCAACAGACCUCACCUUGCGGUGUCUGCUGAACGCGCGGAAAGAUCCCAAGUUCCAGUUCUCUGGCUUUUUGGUGGCUAUGUGCUGUCGCCACGCUUGUAAAUAUAACUGGCUGCUCGAAGAGUCGCGUACUUACCUGAAGGAGAAAUUUGGUGUUGGACAGCAGGAGUUUCUCUAUUUGUCCAAAAUGGCUUGCUGGGCCACGAGUGGAGUCCGGCCCGGAAUGAGCGAGAACGACGGAGCAGACCAUUUUACGGGGCUCAAUUUGAGGGACAGAACAGAGAUCGGGCGCCAGGCCAGACGAGCGAUCGACGAGAGCCGCGCCCACGCUAUGAAACAGCAUGGAUUCUCGGCAAAAUUGUUCAACUACGUGAGUGCAGACGUCAGCAUGGAAAAUAGCUGCAUGCUGAUAAAAAAUAUAUGUUAA